CAGGCCUGGAGGGGAGGGGGGCAGUGAGCAGCUGAGAGCUGGGGCCUGACGCAGGCCACCAGAUUCCAGGACAUGGCUCUUGACGGGGUCCUGAGGAGGGUAGGGGUGGUGGGCUACGGCCGCCUUGGACAGUCCCUUGUUUCUCACCUGCUGACUCAGGGACCAGAACUGGGCCUAGAACUUGUUUUUGUCUGGAAUCGAGACCCAGGACGAAUGGCAGGAAGCGUGCCCCCUGACCUGCAGCUCCAGAACCUCGCUGCUCUUGGGGAGAGGCACCCUGACCUUGUGGUGGAAGUGGCCCAUCCCAAAAUAAUCCAGGAAUCUGGGGCAAAAAUCCUGCGUUAUGCCAACCUCCUGGUGGGGUCCCCCUCAGCCCUGGCUGACCAGGCCACAGAGCAGCAGCUGCGAGAGGCCUCGCAUCGCUGGCACCAUGCCGUGUUCGUGGCCCGGGGGGCCCUGUGGGGCACUGAGGACAUCACCAGACUGGACGCAGCAGGGGGCCUCCAGAGUCUUCGUGUCACCAUGGCCACGCACCCCGAUGGCUUCCGGCUCGAGGGACGGCUGGCUGCAGUGCCCAGCACUGGGCCUCGCACAGUGCUCUACGAAGGCCCUGUCCGUGGGCUCUGCCCCUUGGCCCCUCGCAACUCCAACACCAUGGCGGCCGCUGCACUGGCCGCCCCCAGCCUGGGUUUUGACCACGUGGUCGGAGUGCUUGUGGCUGAUCUCAGCCUCACAGACAUGCACGUGGUGGACGUGGAGCUGCGCGGCCCCCCGGGCCCCUCGGGCCGAAGCUUUGCUGUGCACACCCACAGAGAGAAUCCCGCUGAGCCAGGCGCCGUCACGGGCUCGGCCACCGUUACCGCCUUCUGGCGCAGCCUCCUGGGUGCGGCCCCUGCGGCCCCUCUCCCCAGGCCCUGGCUCUGCGACCGGCAGAGCCCAGGUCCUGGCUGGGUCUGGGUCUGCGGGUCUGAUAUGGUCUCUAGUUGACUGAUCUUUCUGUCUGUGUCUCCUUCACUUUCUCCUCCCCGGCUUUGACUCUUGAGAGACCCAUCCCUGUAGGAACCUCCCUUCUCUGCCUCUCGCUGGGAUCCCACCACCCUUCUCCCUGUGUGUCUCCUCCCCCACCCGGGUCGGUCCCUCCCAGCAGGUGUCUGACUCUCCUCAUCGCGCGGUCCCAGCCUUUUAUUCCCUGUAUCUCCCCCCCGCCCCCCCGCAGGCUGCUGCCAGCUCCCCUCCAGGCCGGGGAUCCAUCUCUGCUGAGAAGCCGCCUCCUUCCCUGGUGGACAUCUUCGUCUCAUUUACGUCCCCAUCCCGGGCCUUCCCGCUGUCUCAGUAAACACUGGAGGCUCCUC
Messenger RNA from Nyctereutes procyonoides (raccoon dog), 1352 nucleotides. It is a transcript of the gene ASPDH, whose product is annotated as aspartate dehydrogenase domain containing. The coding region runs from base 73 to 987 and encodes 304 amino acids. Gene Ontology annotation, biological process: NAD+ biosynthetic process. Gene Ontology annotation, molecular function: L-aspartate dehydrogenase [NAD(P)+] activity; NADP binding. Lineage: Eukaryota; Metazoa; Chordata; Mammalia; Carnivora; Canidae. The transcript has 6 exons. The record is from RefSeq and is a predicted model, not a curated record.